UUAAAUGUAUCUAUUCCCAUAUAUAAAAUUGAUGGUACACUUAACGUGCGUGGCUGCAUUAUGCACAAAUGUUCUUUUGUUGUCGAGUACCAAGGACACAGAGAAUGGGUCACCGCUGAAGCUACCCAACUAGGGAAGAUUAAUUUAAUCUUAGGCUGGACCUGGCUAUUUAAACACAAUCCUGAGAUCAACUGGCAGACAGGGGUUAUCACUUUAUCAUGUUGCCCUUAG
This is a messenger RNA of Serpula lacrymans var. lacrymans S7.9, 231 nucleotides long. RefSeq lists its product as uncharacterized. The transcript has a single exon. The record is from RefSeq and is a predicted model, not a curated record. NCBI's taxonomy places the organism in Eukaryota, Fungi, Basidiomycota, Agaricomycetes, Boletales, Serpulaceae. The annotation marks the transcript as partial.